AGGAUUAGCGCCAGUCGCAGAGUCUGCUUCUCUCCUUUGAUGAUCCUUCCAUUAAUCUUCAUCUUCAUCUCCCCAUCUCAGCAUCCUUCUUCCUUUCGAUUUCAUCAGUUUCUCGACCUCAGUUCAUCCGCUGACUGCGCUGGACUUCACUGGAUCCUCUUGGACUCCGUAAACCCUGAUCUGGUUUUUUUUUCUCUGGGAUCUCACUGCAAAGACGCUCUAGGCUGUACAUCUCCCGUACUCCCCGUACUCUCGUACUCGGCGCCAGGCAGCCCUUCCUGGACACAAUAUCGCUAGGCUGUAUUCCAGCUGUAGGCGGCUAUUCUCUGGUCAACAGUGAAUGCGCUCGUGGAGUCUGUAGUGAAGAAUCGCCAGGGACUCGAUUAAACAUAUUCUUUCCAUACCGAGGGAUUGUCCGUCGCGUCACGAAACGCAGUAGCCCGGAACUCUCGAUUGCUUCCUCCCAUCUGCAUAAAGCCUUGACGGGGAACUCUUUUCUUUCUUUCUUUUGCGACUCCCCUUACACGUGGACUUCACGGUAGUAUUUCCCGCCAUGUCUUCCGCAGUAGCUGAACUGGAGAAUCUUCUCCAAUCCAUGCUGGCUCUUAAGCCGCCUGGCGUAUCCGGCUCAAAGAUUGGUGGCAUCACAAACUUGUGCAAUGCCAACGUGCAGAAUGAAUCAGUUCUCAUCCAGAAAAUUUACACUCACUUCAAGAAGGCCCCGGGCUCCCACAAGCUGGGUGUGCUCUAUGUGGUAGACUCAGUAACUCGACAAUGGGUAGAGGCCGCGCGCAAGGCCGGCCAGGUUCCUGGCGGCGAUGCGCCUGAUGGAACUUUCGCCGCCGGUGUCAAGCGUGUCACUGAUCUCUUGCCUGUCCUGAUGACAGACAUCAUCAAUAACGCUCCCCAUGACCAAAAGGACAAGAUCAAGAAGCUGGUCGACAUCUGGGAACGCGGUGCGACUUUCCCGUCCCCGAUGCUCAAUUUGUUCAAAGAGAAACUGAACACUGCUCAAAAUGUCGAAUCGAACACCCCCGAAGGAUCUCCUGCACCGAACACCAACCCGAUCGGAAUCCCGCAACAGUCGGCAGCGCCCGAUACCUCGAGCAUCCUGAAAGCUUUGGCCGACAUGGCCAAGCAGAACACUACCGCGCCUGCUGCACCUUCCGCUCUUGCGCCGGCCAACCCUCUGGGUGGUUUCAACUCAGCCUCUGUGACCCCUGCCAAUGAUCCGAGUUCGCAUAUGGCUGCUGCCAUGAAUGCACUUGGCGCCGGUGGACCUGUCGCGCCUCCCUUCGCAGGCAUGGCCGGCAUGGGUCAGAACCCUGCUCUUCAGCCGCAGAGUCAAAGUGGAACUCCGAUCUCGAUGCCCGCUGCAAACCCGUUGAACGCGAUGCUUCCUCAGGCUGCGCAGCCUGCCGCACCCGACUCGAACGCCAUGGCACAGCAGCUCCAGCUACUUCAGAUGCUCGCUGCUCAGGGUAUCCCUCAGGAUCAGUGGGGAACUGCCUUGCAGCUCUUCAGCAUGACCAACAAUGGUGGCAUGGGCGGUAUGCCGGGUAUGCCUGGAAUGCCUGGUAUGCCUGCGAUGCCUGGAGGCCCGAUGGCUGGAUUCAACCCGAUGCAAGGACAGAACAUUGGUGGAUGGGGCAACCCGGACCCGCAGAAUAAUGAUGACCGUGGCCGUGAAUACCCUCGCUCGCCGCCCACUGGAUAUCGUCGUCGUUCUCGCUCUCCAGGCUGGGAUAGACGCCGUACUGCUUCGCCCCCUCGCCGUCGUGACAGCCCUGUUUAUGGAGAGUAUGGUGAAUCGCCUGGUCGUCGUGGAGACCCGCGUGAUGCACGUGGCCGUCGUGGUAAUGAAUAUCGUCAACGUAGCCCCCCUGGUGGCCGUGGUGGUAGACGUCGCUCGCCUUCGCCUGCUCGCAACAAGGAUCCUAACCUGCCUCCCCCUGGACCCAAGUUCAUUGAAUGGGACUAUUCGAUUGGCCAGGGUAUGAUCAAAGUCUUGAGUCGAACUCUUUUCGUUGGUGGUGUCACCUCCUCUGAGGCUCACCUGCGUCAGCUCUUUGGUCAGUUUGGUAUUGUUCAAACUUGCAUUGUCAACGUGGACAAGCGCCACGCUUUUAUCAAGAUGGUUAGCCGUACCGAUGCCAUGCAGGCACGUGAUGGAAUGGAAUCUUACCGUACCGGCGAGAUGCAACUCAGGACCCGUUGGGGUGUUGGCUUUGGCCCCCGUGACUGCAGCGACUACCAAACUGGAGUUAGCAUUAUUCCGAUUGAGCGACUGACCGAGGCUGAUCGCAAGUGGAUGCUUUCCGCGGAGUAUGGUGGAACUGGUGGACGUCCGAUUGAAUCUGGAAUGAUUGUUGAGGAGCCCGACAUUGAAAUCGGCGCAGGUGUUUCCUCCAAGGCUAUCAGCCGUCGCAUCGCCACUGACACUGGCGGCAAGCGGGGCCCAAUUUCCACUCGUACCAACCCUAACCCCCAGGAUGCUCGUUUCGGCGGUCGUCGUCCUGAGCGUGAUGGAUAUGGUGGCGGUCCCCAGACGGGUGGUGAACUUGACAUGCCUAACAUGAACAACCAGGGAGCCGCACCUGCCGUUCCUUCGUAUGGUUUCAACUUUGCCAGCAUGCCCAUGCUCCCUCCCGGAUUCAUGAUGGGUGGUCAGCCCGGUAUGCCUGGUGCUCAGCCUCCUUCCGGUGGUCAGGGCAACUGAUUUUUCUUGAUUCCUCAUUGAUGCGUGCAUAUGGUCCAAAAUAGGUUGCGCGCACCGCGCAUGGCAAAGGCGUUGGGGGAUUGGACUCUUUUUUUUAUCUUGAGGCAUAUCAUUCGGCGGGGGGAGGUUUUCGUUCUUUCUACUUCUCUUAUCUUUUUAAUUCCCACAGUUGUGCAUGAGGUCUCGCCAAUGAUGGCUGAAUCAGGUGGACACAUUCGGAUGAAACAAAUUUUACCAGAGAAAUUCA
Messenger RNA from Penicillium samsonianum, 2966 nucleotides. Its product is annotated as Nrd1 complex RNA-binding subunit. Gene Ontology annotation, molecular function: RNA binding. The coding region runs from base 554 to 2719 and encodes 721 amino acids. The transcript has 5 exons. The record is from RefSeq and is a predicted model, not a curated record. Gene Ontology annotation, cellular component: nucleus. NCBI's taxonomy places the organism in Eukaryota, Fungi, Ascomycota, Eurotiomycetes, Eurotiales, Aspergillaceae.